ACCUCCUGCUUGGCAGCUUGAGCCAUGAAGAAGACUUCUAGUACACACCCAUCACCUGCAGGGAGAUUUCUCUUCAUUCUCCUGUCAAAUAUCAACUGAGACUGAUCGACCGUGUUCUACCUUUUUAGUGACGUCACAGCAGGUGACCAGCAUGACUUGGUUGGCAUGUUUGAUUGACAGGCUGCUGUGGGAGAGUCCUGCCGGCUCUUUGGUCCCCGCAGGCUUGACUUUGCUCCUCGGCAUCUUCUUUUUCGUCUUUGGAGAAUCUUUUUACGUCAUGACACUUCUAUGGAUCUUUGAGAUGGGCAGCAAAGAACAGAAUCAUAAAGCACACAGCCAUGUGGACAUCAUCGCCAAAAAGGAGCCAUCUUUCCAGCAGGACGUCCAGCAGUUCGGGGCCUCCGCUGGCCGCCACCACUUCAAGAUGGCCGACGUCCUCCACUUCUGCCGCAGAGGAGUGGAGUGCAUCGUGGACGACGACGUCACCAAGCGCUUCUCGGCCCAGGAGUUGGACACCUGGAACUUGCUGACGAGGAGCAGCUCCAACUUCCACAACAUCAGCAUGAGGCUCAGCGUGCUGUGGGGGGUCGGCGUCCUCCUGCGCUAUGGCGUCCUGCUGCCUCUCAGGCUGACUGUAGCAGUGACUGGCAUACAGCUGCUCUUUCUCUUCACCGCCAUUGUGGCUUGUUUACCAAACAGAGAGCUGAGAGUUUACCUGACGGAGAAGGUCCAUGGAGUUUGUUACCACCUCUGUGCAAGAUCCAUCUCAGCCAUUAUCACCUAUCACAACAGAGAGAACAAACCAAAGAGUGGGGGGAUUUGUGUAGCCAAUCACACAACACCUAUUGACGUCAUCAUCUUGGCCAACGAUGGCUGCUACUCCCUGGUGGGACAGCUGCAUGGUGGACUCAUGGGAAUGAUCCAGAAAGCCAUGGUUAGAUCUUCGCCACACAUCUGGUUUGACAGAGCACAAAUGAAAGACCGACAUCUAGUGGCCAAAAGGCUUGGAGAACAUGUUGCUGACAAAACCAAACAGCCCAUCCUCAUCUUUCCUGAGGGAACAUGCAUCAACAACACGUCAGUGAUGAUGUUCAAAAAGGGCAGCUUUGAAAUCGGCUGCACUGUCCACCCAGUGGCCAUCAAGUAUGACCCGCGCUUUGGGGACGCCUUCUGGAACAGCAGCAAGUUUGGCUUGGUCAACUAUCUGCUAAGGAUGAUGAGCAGCUGGGCCAUUGUGUGCAGCGUUUGGUACCUGCCGCCCAUGAACAGACAGGAAGAGGAGGAUGCGGUGCAGUUCGACAACAGAGUGAAAGCUGCCAUUGCUGCACGAGGAGGAUUAGUGGAUCUCAUUUGGGACGGGGGUCUAAAACGGGCCAAGGUGAAGGAGACUCUCAGAGAAGAACAACAGAAACUUUACAGCAAAGUCCUCAGCGGUGAGACAAAAGUGGCGAUGAGGCCGUCUGCGAGGCUGCAGCAGGAAGUAGACCAGUGACUAAGUCCAAGACUACACAAUAUCCCUUUGUUUCAUCUCAACUUGAUUCUUUUUCUACAUUCUUGAUGGAGCACACAACUUCAGCAGACGUUACCAGGACUACAAAGUGUCAUGUUUUAGUAUUAGUAACAGCAAUAUGAAUUUUGUACUAAUAAAAACUUUGUAU
Molecule: messenger RNA, 1658 nt
Organism: Entelurus aequoreus (snake pipefish)
Lineage: Eukaryota; Metazoa; Chordata; Actinopteri; Syngnathiformes; Syngnathidae
Product: glycerol-3-phosphate acyltransferase 4-like
Exons: 13
Coding region: 152-1492 (446 amino acids)
Biological process (GO): triglyceride biosynthetic process
Cellular component (GO): endoplasmic reticulum
Molecular function (GO): glycerol-3-phosphate O-acyltransferase activity
Source: RefSeq, a predicted model, not a curated record